AUGACUACCAUAUCUCCAUUUACAAUUGCCGUUCCCGACGCCCAAAUCGAUCAGCUCCACAAGAAGCUCGAACAAGCUACUUUCCCGGAUGAAUUCGACGAUGCCGGUUGGGACAUGGGGGUUCCCCUCGCGGAGAUGAAGCGCCUAGUUACUGUCUGGCGGGAGAAAUUCGACUGGCGAGCCCAGGAGAAGAAGUUGAAUGAGCAGCUCCACCAGUAUACGAUGCCGAUCUCAGUGGACGGGAUUGGGCAACUCGAUAUCCACGUUAUCCAUCAUCGAAGUGGAAAUUCAAAUGCGAUUCCACUGCUUUUUAUUCACGGAUGGCCCGGAAGCUUCCUUGAAGCAACCAAGUUGAUUCCGCUGCUCAUGAAAGAAGAUGAAGGACCGGCAUUUGAUAUUGUUGCGCCCUCGUUGCCUAACUUUGGCUUUUCACAAGGUGUAUUGAAGAAAGGAUUUGGUCUAGCCCAAUACGCGGAAACUCUUCACAAAGUGAUGCUAGCACUGAACUACGAUGAAUAUGUUAUCCAAGGAGGUGAUUGGGGCAGCAUGAUUGCCCGCGCUAUGGCACAAUUAUACGCCAAACACAUUCAAGCCAUACACUUGAACUUCAUCCCGGUUGUUCCACCAUACCCAUGGCGAAGCCCCCUUCGCUUCCUCCAGUCUCUCGCUAGUGUUCCCUUCUCAGCCAAAGACAGAGCAUACAUUGCUCGCACCAUGGACUAUAUGAACCGAGGCAACGCCUACAUGAAGCAGCAGGGAAGUAGACCCGAAACUCUAGGGUACGGGUUGCAGGACAGUCCUGUCGCACUACUCGCUUGGAUCUACGACAAGCUCCACAGCUGGUCGGACGAGUAUCAAUGGAGUGACGACGAGAUUUUGACUUGGGUGAGCAUCUACUACUUCUCACGGGCGGGUCCGGCAGCUUCAAUCAGGAUUUACUACGAGGCUUCCGCGAAGAAACCCGAGAGCAUGAGCUCUGCUGGGAAGCAGGACGAUCUCGUGAAGAACUGGAUAACCCUUGAUGAGGUCUUGGCCGCUCAUGCUCCGCCGAAUGUGCGAUUUGCCGUGGCUCAGUUCAAAGAGGAACUUAUUAUGUGGCCCAUGGCUUGGUACCAUGCUAUUGGAAAUGUGGUGAAGGAGAAGGAGUUUGACCGUGGUGGUCAUUUUGCAGCAUGGGAGGUACCUGAAUUGCUCGCAGGAGACCUGAAAGACUUCUUUGGAAGAGAUGGAGCAGCUUACGAAGCCGUUCAGGGGAAGGAUGGCUAUUGA
Molecule: messenger RNA, 1269 nt
Organism: Penicillium daleae
Lineage: Eukaryota; Fungi; Ascomycota; Eurotiomycetes; Eurotiales; Aspergillaceae
Product: epoxide hydrolase
Exons: 4
Coding region: 1-1269 (422 amino acids)
Biological process (GO): epoxide metabolic process
Molecular function (GO): epoxide hydrolase activity
Source: RefSeq, a predicted model, not a curated record